CCCUGAGACGGAGAAGAAAGCCUUACAUUUUACCUUAGGGUUUUUAUCAGUAAUUAAUUAAUGUAGCGUGUACUGUACCUCGCAAUAUUUACAUUUCGAGAAAGGCUGACCUGCUCUCAUGUUGCUCGUCGCUCGCCAUUGAGUUACAGAAAAAAAUGCCACUACAACUUAUUGAAGGGAUGUCCAGCAGGAAGAGAAGACCCAACUGGACAGACCAGGAGUGUCUUCUUCUUGCUAUGCUAAUGCAAGAGAAGAAGGACGUAAUCAGAGGGAAGUGCAGCACUGGAAUUACAAUACAGGAUAAAAGGAAAGGCUGGGAGGAAAUAACCCAAGCCAUAAAUGAAGCCUUUCCACUGUUUCAGCGUACAGUAUCUGACUGUAACAAAAAGUGGGAAAAUCUAAUGUCAAAGUCAAGGGAGGAGAUCAAACGGCACAGAAGGCAAUCAAGCACAGAAGGCCUGUCCAUGGAGCAGUUAAGUGCUGUGACUCAGGUCGUGGUUUCUGUGAUGAACCUCUCAGACAGGCUGCAACAGGAUGGAGAAGACUCUUUAAUCUCAGGACUGGUGGAAACUCAACAUAACAGUUGCGAUGAAGAUGGAAAUCAGCACUCAGUUGAUGAAAGAUUCUCCACCAAUCAUCCCCUGAGAGAGCUUGAGCUCCCGACACAUACAGGACCAUCAAGUUCUCCAGCAGAACAGAAAAUGACUGUUUUUGCUAAUUUCCCAAAAUCAAUCGCAAUGCAUUUUAGUUCUCCUCGUGCUGCUGACUUUGCAGCUUCUGCAGAACACCAGGAAACCUCCUGCUCUUCUUCAUCUCCAGGCAACUGCACAACGCUGCAAGAGCGUUUGGAUUUGGAAAUGUCAGUACUAAGAAGACAAGAGGCAGUUCUAAAGCUGCAAGAAGAAUAUUACACACUUAAAAUCAAGAUGAUGAAAAAGCCGAUAGUCAAAGGACUGAAGUAACUGUAAAGAACGAUCUGUUGCUUCGGUCUGUUUCUUGUGAAAUGUAUUUGUGAACAACCCUUUGUUUUGUUGUGAAUUUGUAUUAUUGUUUUAAUUGAUUAUAUGUUGACAUAGAAAUAGCAAUAGAACAGUGAAUAA
Molecule: messenger RNA, 1100 nt
Organism: Trematomus bernacchii (emerald rockcod)
Lineage: Eukaryota; Metazoa; Chordata; Actinopteri; Perciformes; Nototheniidae
Exons: 4
Coding region: 156-962 (268 amino acids)
Cellular component (GO): nucleus
Source: RefSeq, a predicted model, not a curated record